AUGAACAAGCUGCAGAGACUGCUUCAGAGCAAGAUCCUGAUUCUGACAAUAUGUGCCGCUGGGAUUGGAGGCACUUUCCAAUAUGGUUACAACAUCUCCAUCAUCAAUGCUCCAACUUCAUACAUCCAGACAUUCAUGAAUGAAACCUGGCUGGAGCGCACUGGUGUUCCCCUUGAGAGCAACGUGAUACUGCUGCUGUGGUCUUUCACUGUCUCUGCGUACCCUCUGGGAGGACUCACUGGGGCGGUUGUUGCUGGUCCCAUGGCCAUCAUGUUGGGAAGGAAGAUGUCCCUGCUGCUGAACAAUGUCUUUGUGAUCAUAGCCGCAGUCUUGUCAGGAUUCAGCCGAAUGGCAAAAUCCUUUGAAAUGAUUAUGCUCAGCAGAUUUUUUACUGGCAUGAAUGCAGGUGUAAGCAUGAACAUUCAGCCCAUGUAUCUGGCGGAAAGCGCCCCAAAGAAGCUCAGAGGAGCUGUGGCCUUGACUUCUGCAUCGUUUACAGCCCUGGGGUUGGUGCUGGGGCAGGUUGUUGGACUCAGGGAGCUACUAGGAGGGGAGGAGAGCUGGCCAUUCCUUUUAGCUAGCAAUGUGGUGCCUGCCCUGAUCCAGCUCACGGCUCUGCCUUGGUUCCCUGAAAGUCCCAGAUACCUCUUGAUUGACCGUGGAGAUAAAGAAUCCUGCAUCUCUGCACUGCAGAAGCUCAGAGGGAACAGUGACCUCAGUGCAGAGCUGGAAGAGAUGCUGGCUGAACAGGCUGCCGUUAAAGGUCAGAGAGCGAAGAACCCUUGGGAGCUGUUCCAAAAUCCAGCUUUGAGGUGGCAGCUGAUGAGUAUCGUUGUGCUGAGCAGUGCCAUGCAGCUCUGUGGGAAUGAUUCGAUGUAUUUUUAUGCAGCUUAUGUGUUCCAAGAGGCUGGAAUUCCUCAGGACAAAAUCCCAUAUGUUGUAAUCGGCACGGGGAGCUGUGAACUGAUCACGUCUGUCACUUGUAACAUGAUUAUAGACUACGCUGGUCGGAGGCCACUGCUCCUGGGGGGAUAUAUCUUCAUGGCAGGAUGGGCCAUUGUCUUCAUGGUCGCUCUGAGCCAGCAGACUCAGAUUAGCUGGAUGCCUUAUCUCAGCAUGGCCUGCAUUUUCGCCUAUAUCCUGAGCUUUGGAAUCGGACCAGCUGGUGUAACAGGAGUUCUGCCCACAGAGGUUUUUGAUCAAAUGUCCCGGCCAGCUGCUUACAUGAUCUGUGGCUCUCUGCUCUGGUUCAACCUAUUUCUGGUUGGAACAGCCUUUCCAUUCAUUGUGAAAAGUCUAGCACAUUUCUGCUACGUCCCAUUCCUUGUGGUCUGCGUCUGCACUGCACUCUAUGUUGGGUUUUUCCUUCCUGAGACAAAGGGAAAGUCCUUCCUAGAAAUCUCGGAGGAGUUCAAGAAACGGAACUUCAAAGCUCACACCCAUGCGGUUUUUUAUAAAGGCCCUGAUGAGAUCAAAUCCACCAUCUUGUAG
This is a messenger RNA of Pygoscelis adeliae (Adelie penguin), 1491 nucleotides long. RefSeq names its product solute carrier family 2, facilitated glucose transporter member 11-like. The coding region runs from base 1 to 1491 and encodes 496 amino acids. Gene Ontology annotation, molecular function: hexose transmembrane transporter activity. Gene Ontology annotation, biological process: monosaccharide transmembrane transport. Gene Ontology annotation, cellular component: membrane. Lineage: Eukaryota; Metazoa; Chordata; Aves; Sphenisciformes; Spheniscidae. The transcript has 12 exons. The record is from RefSeq and is a predicted model, not a curated record.